Molecule: messenger RNA, 357 nt
Organism: Penicillium longicatenatum
Lineage: Eukaryota; Fungi; Ascomycota; Eurotiomycetes; Eurotiales; Aspergillaceae
Exons: 1
Coding region: 1-357 (118 amino acids)
Source: RefSeq, a predicted model, not a curated record
AUGCACGGUGGGUUCGAGUUCAGUAUUGGGGCGUGCGAUGGCGCGGCUGAUUAUUCAGAAGAACGCACGGCGACAAUCCGUGAGCGAACCGGAGCUUUGACUCUCACCCAUGUGUCUGUGACUCCUGAUGUGGAGCAUACUUGGUACAGCUCUGCUGGUAACAAUACUUACCAGCUUUCUUGGGCUGUCCACAUUACUGACUAUAUCGCGAAGCUCGCGAUUGUUUCGAUAACUGAGAAGCAGCUGCUCUUUAGUCCUACUAUUUUAGAGAUUACUUAUGAGGGCUAUGUCACCUUUAUUGGCGUCUUCCUGUCUGCUGGGGUUGCGGGUUGUGAUAUGGUUGAGAUUGUGGGGUAG